Cebus imitator (Panamanian white-faced capuchin) is the source of this 2547-nucleotide messenger RNA. RefSeq names its product ST6 beta-galactoside alpha-2,6-sialyltransferase 1 (gene ST6GAL1). Gene Ontology annotation, molecular function: sialyltransferase activity. Lineage: Eukaryota; Metazoa; Chordata; Mammalia; Primates; Cebidae. Bases 900 to 2120 code for a protein of 406 amino acids. The transcript is spliced from 7 exons. The record is from RefSeq and is a predicted model, not a curated record.
CCAAAGUGCUGGGAUUAGGGGUGUAGCCACUGCGCCUGGCCAAUUCAGUGAUUUUUUUUUUUUUAGUAAACUUAUUGAGUAGUGCAACUGUCACCACAAUCCAGUUAUAGAACAUUUCCAUCGUUGGUGAAGUCAGCUUUAGAUGCAAAAGGCAGGAGAAUGAUUUUUGUUUUUAAUGGAAUUAGUUCUGUGCUCCCAGCAGGAAGAGCUAGUUAAUUAAUUAAUUAAUUCAAUUAGUAUUUACUGAGAGCCUGCGGGACCCACAGCAGGGCGAGGUGCAGAAGGGAAUCAAGAAAUAAAACAACUGGCGGUGGCUGCUUCGCCGUGGCUGACCAACUCCCCACUGAAGGGACAUCAUUACAUGUCACCUAACUUGCCUGCUCAGAGGGGGUUCAUGGCAACCACAGGGCAGGUUCCCACUUUCUACCCUGUGGCUCUGAUUUGAAGGCAAGGCAAAGGCCUUGCUUUUGAGAUACCUGGCAAUGCAGUGAAUUAUUGAUGGAGCCGACAGAGAGAAGUGUACUCGCCAACAUCUGCAAAUAGCUUCAGGCUUUGGCAGGCCUGGAUGCAGAAUCUUGGAAGAGAGGAGAGUGGGUGUGCUGUUUACAGUGCAAAGAUUUGACAGGUGGAAUUGGGGCAAGGGUGUGCUGAGGGAGGAAAGGGUGCAGGCAAAGUCAGGGCCGUUGGCCAGGGUGAAUCCAGGGAAGUGGUGCUGUGUGCACGGUGGUACUUAAACUCCAAGAACUUAUGGCACACAUGCUUGAGUGGACCAUGGGUGAGCAGGAGAACCUGAAGUAGCAAAGGCAAGAAGGCAACGGCGUUCCAUCUGUGGAAGGACCUACCAACCAGGCUUGUUUUCCUGCUUGGAACAAAGUGGCUUCCCUGAACACAUCUUCAUUAUGAUUCACACCAACUUGAAGAAAAAGUUCAGCUGCUGUGUCCUGGUCUUUCUUCUGUUUGCUAUCAUCUGUGUGUGGAAGGAAAAGAAGAAAGGGAGUUACUAUGAUUCCCUUAAAUUGCAAACCAAGGAAAUCCAGGUGCUGAAGAGUCUGGGGAAAUUGGCCAUGAGGUCUGAUUCCCAGUCUGUAUCCUCAAGCAGCACCCAGGACCCCCACAGGGGCAGUCAGACCCUUGGCAGUUUCAGAGGCCCAGCCAAGGCCAAACCAGAGGCCUCCUUCCAGGUGUGGAACAAGGACAGCUCUUCCAAAAACCUUAUCCCUAGGCUGCAAAAGAUCUGGAGGAAUUACCUAAACAUGAACAAGUACAGAGUGUCCUACAAGGGGCCAGGACCUGGCAUCAAGUUCAGUGCAGAGGCCCUGCUCUGCCACCUCCGGGACCACGUGAACGUAUCCAUGGUAGAGGCCACAGAUUUUCCCUUCAAUACCUCUGAAUGGGAGGGUUACCUGCCCAAGGAGAGCAUUAGGACCAAGGCUGGGCCUUGGGGCAGGUGUGCUGUUGUCUCAUCAGCAGGAUCUCUGAAGUCCUCCCAACUAGGCAGAGAAAUAGAUGAUCAUGAUGCAGUCCUGAGGUUUAAUGGGGCACCCACAGCCAACUUCCAACAAGAUGUGGGCACAAAAACUACCAUUCGUCUGAUGAACUCACAGUUGGUCACCACAGAGCGGCGCUUCCUCACAGACAGUUUGUACAAUGAAGGAAUCCUAAUUGUAUGGGACCCAUCUGUGUACCAUUCAGAUAUCCCGAAGUGGUACCAGAAUCCAGAUUAUAAUUUCUUCAAUAACUACAAGAGUUAUCGUAAGCUGCACCCCAAUCAGCCCUUUUACAUCCUCAAACCCCAGAUGCCUUGGGAGCUAUGGGACAUUCUUCAGGAAAUCUCCCCAGAAGAGAUUCAGCCGAAUCCCCCAUCCUCUGGGAUGCUCGGUAUCAUCAUUACGAUGACACUGUGUGACCAGGUGGAUAUUUAUGAGUUCCUUCCAUCAAAGCGCAGGACCGACGUGUGCUACUACCACCAGAAGUUCUUCGAUAGUGCCUGCACGAUGGGCGCCUAUCACCCGCUGCUCUAUGAGAAGAAUUUGGUGAAGCAUCUCAACAAGGGCACAGAUGAGGACAUCUACCUGUUUGGAAAGGCCACACUGCCUGGCUUCCGGACCAUUCAUUGCUAAGCAUAGGCUCCUCACUCUUCUCCAUCAGGCACUGAAUGGAUGGUCUUUGGCCACCCCAGCCUGGGAAGACCAUUUUCCUGAACAAUUCCAGUCUGCUUCUUUUACUCUAGGGGACUCUGUCAGCAACAGCACUAGGGCUUCAGGAGCCUGUGGUCAAAAAAUCAGGUCCAGCCUUCCCUGUGGCCAGUUUAUGAGCCCAGAGCCUCCUCCCACACACAUGCACAUAUCCCUAGCAUUCUUUCCAGACAGCAUCCUCCCCACCUUCCACCGUGGUAGAUGCAAAGUCUACCUCCCCCAUCAGGGAUGCCAAAGCUGGGCUUUGUUUUUCCCAACAGAAAGAUGCCAUUCUUACAGACCAAUGCUCUAUAUUGCUUGGAAUCUGCAUCUAAAUAUUGAUUUCACAUUUUAAAGAAAUUGUCCCAAAUUA